AUGUCUAGCGAACCCCCUACGGAUUCGAUUCAGCUUGACGAAAGGCCACCAACUAGAUCAUCCAAUGUUUUUGGAAAUGCAUUACAGACCUGGGUAGAGAUUGAUUUACCUUCUUUGCAAAAGAAGUUGGAUGAACAAGGAUUGCAAUUAAAAGAAGAGCAAAAAUCCUCAUUACUUAGUAGAAAGACAUUAGCUGCUAAAACUAAGGAAUUUAGGAAGCUAGAUGAUUCUGAGAAGUUAGAACAAGUGAAGUCAUUAUUGAAAUUAUAUCAAAAUGAAAUUGACAAAUUGACGAACAAAAAUAAGACAGUGGAGACAUAUUUCUUUGGAAUAUAUCGAUUAUUAGCUGAAGCACCUGAUCCAAGACCAUUAUUGGAAAUGUCAUUGGAUUCAGUUAUUGAAUCAAAAGAAGCUAUAAGGUUACGUGCAGAAGUGGAAAAGCUCACAGAUGAAUUAACUCGGAAGGCAGAUUAUGAACAAUUAAAGCAAAGACUAUUACAAAAUGAACAAAAGGCAGCAGAAUUGCUCAGUUCCAAAUUGAGUGCAAAAGAAGAUGAAUUCAAGUCUUUAAUUGAUGAGAAGGAAUCCAAUUGGUUAGAAAAGGAAAAACAAUUGCAAAACCAAAUAAAGAGGGCACAAUUACAAAUAGAAGAGUUGAGAACAUCGAAGGAAGUCACUGAAAGACAAUUAGACAAUCAAAACAAACAUGACCCAGCCCGUGAUACAUCAUCAGCAGCUGUAUUAGCUGAGUUAGAUAUCAUUUCGCGUGAUGCACAAUCUUCAAAACAAAGAAUAUUUGAAUUAGAAAAGCGCAAUGAAGAACUCAGGCGACAAUUAUCCAAUUCCCAAAAUGAUCUUGAGAUAACUUCGAUCAAAAACGAGUGUUCACAAAGAGUGUCAGAAAUUGAAGGCGAGAAUGCAUUAUUAGCUGCAACUCUCAACCAAACAAGACGAAAAUUGGAAGAUUCUACUAAAGAGCAUACAACGAAAUUAGAAGCAUGUAAUAGGGAGAUCUCUCAAAUGAGUCAAGAAAUUAAAAACUUGAAAUCUCGUUUGGAUGAAACUGCCGAUUAUGAAGAAAUAAAGAAUGAAUUGCAAUUAUUGCGACAAAUUGAAUUUGGUCAUGAAGAUGAUGAGAAACACACCGAUGAGACGGCGAAUAUUGAUUCAAUUCUUAUUGAAAGAAACAUGACCCUUACACAGCAAUUGGCGGAACACAGAGCCCAGCAAAAUGACUUCCAAACGAAGAUCAAAGAAUUAGAACAAGAAUUAAACCUGUCAACUCAGGAAUUAAAUAAUCUCCGCUCAUUGAAUGAGAAAUUAGAAAAUGAUUUGGCCGAUUUCCAAGAUGUCGCUCAAAGUGGGAAAUUCAAUGAUACUGCAAGUAUGAUAUCUAGUUUUAGCAGAGUUCCUAGACAGCAUGGAAGAAACGGAAGCAUUAUAUCCUUAUCUGGAGGACAAGGCUUAGGUCCUAAUGCAGACGAAGCUUCACUUUUACCAAUUAUAACCAAACAGAGAGAUAGAUUCAGAGAAAAGAAUACUGAAUUAGAAGAAGAGCUUAGGAAGCAGUAUGCAAUUGUGAGUGACCUCAAGAGACAAAUGAAUGCAUUGAAACGAGAUAAUGAAGAAUUAUAUGAAAAGACAAGAUAUUUAGCAUCUUUCAAUAAUCGUGGUUCCCCAGCUCAACGAACAGCAACAGGAUCUACUGCGGGAAGAAAACUAUUAUAUCCAAAAGCUAAUGUGGAUUUGGAAAGUAAUAAAUAUCAACAAGAUUAUGAAUCUAAAUUACAUCCAAUUGAACAAUUUAGAAUAAGAGAACAAGAAAGGAUUAGUUCAAGAUUGUCACCUUUGGAAAGAUUAUUUAUUUCUUUAACUAGAGCAGUUUUAGCGACUAGAACAACCAGAAUGUUAUUCUUUUGUUAUUGUUUAGGGUUACAUAUAAUUGUUGGAUUUAUUACUAUUUAUGCCAUGAAUCUUACUACAUCGAUGAUACCUGAGGUGGGGAUGAACACUAGUACUGGAGGAGUUGCAUCAAGCCAAGUCGGUGCCCCUGAAGCCGCGAAGAAGCUAUUAGUUAAUCAACCUAUGUAG
Messenger RNA from Hemisphaericaspora subhashii, 2091 nucleotides. RefSeq lists its product as uncharacterized. The record is from RefSeq and is a predicted model, not a curated record. The transcript has a single exon. Gene Ontology annotation, cellular component: Golgi membrane. The coding region runs from base 1 to 2091 and encodes 696 amino acids. Gene Ontology annotation, biological process: intra-Golgi vesicle-mediated transport. NCBI's taxonomy places the organism in Eukaryota, Fungi, Ascomycota, Pichiomycetes, Serinales, Debaryomycetaceae.